AUGGCACCAGUUCACCCAUCUCAUACUCAAAAUACAAAUUCUGAUACUUGUAUCUCUCAUUUUAGAUCUUUUACAAAUUUUGAUAAAAUGAUAGAUAGUAAAACUGUCCAAUGUAAAUGUGGAGUUGAAGUUCAACUUGACCGUCCUUUUAAAAUAACAAAUUUUGAAAGACAUAUUAAUAGCCACAACUGUAUUCUUGGUGUUGAUAAUCAACCUAGUUUAUAUCUUUUUUUUGAUCAAAGCAAGAAUGCACAAGGAGAGCGCGAAGAGGAGUUUCUUGAGCUUUUACCUUGUACUGGUUUAUUUGGUGAUUUGUAUACGGAAUAUGCUACUAAUUCUUCAGCCUUUUUUGGUGGAGGAAAAAAACCUGAAGUGAUUGGAAAAACAAUUUUUCCUGAUAAGUUUUCACAAGAUACUCCUUUUUCUCGUAAAAAACUUAAUAAAGAUCAAACUCAACAAUUCAAUACUGCAUUACAAGCAACAGCUACCUGA
Molecule: messenger RNA, 492 nt
Organism: Funneliformis mosseae
Lineage: Eukaryota; Fungi; Glomeromycota; Glomeromycetes; Glomerales; Glomeraceae
Source: the annotation of a GenBank genome assembly